GCGCUCCUACACUGGAGCCGGUCCGCUCAGUCAGGUACGACCAACCCGGUUCCGAUCAGACAGAUCAGAUUUGACCCUCCUACACUGCAGCCGGUAUUUCAACCCGACAGAGGCAGAGAGAUGAGAAACUCAGUACUCUGUCAGCUCUCAAGAAGUGCGGAUCGUGGCUUUAACACUUUGAAGUUUGUUUAAGUUUUGUUGUUGAUUAUUGUUUGAAUUUUACAAUGGACGAGGAUUUAGCGGAUUUUUUGUUGUUAGACAGGAAUUUAUUAUUAAAUUCAAACACGAGACAGUUUUGGGUACAUGAGUUUAAUGAAGAUCACACCCAAAGUGAGUUUUAUGUGACCUGUUUACCCUUACGUGAUCAUGCUGACAAAUUCAAGAAAUACUAUCGAAUGACUGUUGAAACAUAUGACUACAUACUGUCCCACAUCAAGGGAGAUUUACAGAAAUGGUCCAACUUUAGAACUUGUAUAGAACCUGCCGAAAAGCUAUCGAUUCUCUUGAGGUAUCUAUCAACAGGCAUGUCCUUUGAAGCAUUGAGCGAAACAUUUCGCAUGAGCAACUACACCGUCGGAAAAAUAGUCGAGGAAGUUUGUGAUUGCAUGUGGGAACAGCUUGCCCCAGUCCACUUACCAGUGCCUAAUAAACAAAGAUUUCUUGAAAUUGCAGCAGAAUUUAAGGAGAAAUGGAACUUUCCCAACUGUGUAGGUUGUAUAGACGGAAAACACGUGAGAAUAAAAUCUCCUGGGAAAAGCGGUACAAUGUUUUUGAACUAUAAGAAAUUUUUUUCAGUUAACCUUCAUGCAGUAGCCGACGCCAAGUGUAAAUUCAUAUUCAUAGAUGUUGGAGCGUACGGAAAGCAAAGCGACGGGGGAGUUUUCGAAGCAUCACCAAUAUCCAAGUUUUUUGAAAAUUUCUCAGAACAUUUGCCUGCUCCCUCACCGAUAGAUACCAGCAGUGAAACACUCAUUCCAUAUGUUCUGGUAGGCGACGAUGCCUAUCCAUUAAAAUCAUACAUAAUGAAGCCAUUCGGCCAACGAAAUUUGAGUGAAGAAGAGCGCAUAUUUAAUUAUCGAUUGUCAAGGUGCAGACGUUGUGUCGAGUGUGCAUUUGGCAUUUUAACUUCAAAAUGGAAAUUGCUCAGCAAACCCAUCGAAACAGAAGUAGGAAAGGCUGAGAAAAUCAUCAAAUGUAUGUGUCUUCUACAAAACAUCAUUAUUGACAGAGAUAAUAUUACCGUCAAUCCAGGAGUUCUAGAAAAAGGUCUACAGGAAUACGUACAACAUCACCAAAGGCCUAAUCUAGGUACUACUCGACGGUAUAAUAGAGCAACUACCGCUGCGAAGGAUGUCAGAAAUUUUUACAAAGAGUACUUCAAUGGCCUAGGAAGUGUUCCGUGGCAAGAUGAGAUGGUCUUCAAUGUUAACAAGUAAACAUUAGUAGGCUUACUGAAAAAAAAGUUUAAAAAAUAAUUAUGUUUGACAAACAUUUGCUUCCAAGAACUGUUUUACCAUUAUUACAUAUUUUUAGAUAUUGAUUUGUAGUUUUUUUAUACAUAUUUAAAUCGAUUAUAACAAUUAAAUUCAAUGUUGUAUUACAAUGUUUCCUUUAUUUAUUUUGAUCAUUCUGACAUUACUCCAUCAACAUAUACUGCAGUGGUAUAUACACCAUCCAGGCCCACCUUCGUGGAUCCACAAAUCACGCUGGGCACCCCUACCCCCAUUUGUCCCUACAUACAAUGUACAGCACUGCUAAGGUAAGAUCUUUAUAAUAAUGCAAAUUUUUCUUGUUUGAAAUUUUAGAAAAUAUACCAAAAAUCCUAAUAGGUUUAAGAGAACGAAUUCCGGAAUUUUGUGAAGUUAACCAAAUAACUGCGUUACCUUGUUUUUAAGGUAUUUUAACUGAAAUGACAAGUUGUCUACAGGAUGUCACAAAAGAACUUGAUAAGCUUUUUUGCUCAAGAGCUCAAAGCUCAAGUUUUGCAAUUUGAGAGCAAUAAUUAUAACUUGUUACGUAGGUAAACGAUAAAACGAAAAUGUAUGAGAACUGUACAGUACUUACCUUGGACAUUCAGUUCCUUGGCUACUUCUUCCCAUAACUUUGAUCGGAAGUCCCGAUUGUGAUAAAACUUAUCCCUUUGGUCCCAUAAUGUCGCUUUAUCGCGCACUAACGAAAUCAGUUUUCCUCUGUCUACCAUUGCACAAUAUCUAUUCUAAAACUUGACUACAAAUUAAAUAAACAGGAAUGACACGGUCCUACAUCGACUCUCGACUGGCCCGACGACUCCGACACGGACGAAAAAAAACAAACAGGUUUGGUUCUCGGCCGAUCCGUCUUUAGCAUCGCCCGACGCGUCCGUUUACCGGGACGGCCCGCCGGUGCCAGUGUAGGAGGGUACACUGCGCGUCUUGUGUUUGUUUACUUCAGACGCGAGCCGACCGAGCCGACCGUCAAAUCGGGAGAAAAAACGGGUCCAGUGUAGGAGCGCCC
Homalodisca vitripennis (glassy-winged sharpshooter) is the source of this 2493-nucleotide messenger RNA. RefSeq lists its product as uncharacterized. Bases 225 to 1436 code for a protein of 403 amino acids. NCBI's taxonomy places the organism in Eukaryota, Metazoa, Arthropoda, Insecta, Hemiptera, Cicadellidae. The transcript is spliced from 2 exons. The record is from RefSeq and is a predicted model, not a curated record.